Molecule: messenger RNA, 2818 nt
Organism: Ilex paraguariensis (yerba mate)
Lineage: Eukaryota; Viridiplantae; Streptophyta; Magnoliopsida; Aquifoliales; Aquifoliaceae
Source: the annotation of a GenBank genome assembly
AUACUCUCUGCUCGGAGUUCUUUCAUCGAAAACUCUUUUCCUAGGGUUUUGCCGCUGCGGUACACAGUUUUUCCCUGAGGAGGUUUUGAUUCGGAGAAUAUGGGAAGGGAAGUAGAAGAAAAUGAGAAUAACAAUAAGGAUGAUAUUGAUGGCACAGCAGCAACAAAGAAGAUGAUGAGGAUAUACAUAGGGGGACUGGGAUUGAGCGUUACAGAAAAUGAUUUAAUCAAAACAUUCUCUCCAUUGGGGAAAGUGGAGUCUGCAGAUAUAGUUCGCACGAAUGGUCGCAGCUUCGCUUACUUGGAUUUUCUUCCCUCUUCCGAGAAAGCCCUUGCCAAGCUCUUUAGCACGUAUAAUGGUUGCAUGUGGAAAGGAGGGAGGCUUAGACUUGAGAAGGCAAAAGAACACUAUCUUCUUCGCCUGAGGCAUGAGUGGGAAGAAGAUGCUGAACUUGCAAAUAAAGCAUCUAGUUAUAGUGUUGAUGCAGCUGAAAACUUUAGUUCUAUGGAAAAGCCAAAUAAAGUCCCUAACACAGAAAAGGUGCAGCUUCGGAUUUUCUUUCCCAAACUAAAUAAGGUGAAAUCAGUGCCUUUCAGUGGAACUGGGAAGCACAAAUACAGUUUCCAACGCGUUGAAGUGCCUUCUUUCCCAAUCCAUUUUUGUGAUUGUGAGGACCAUUCUGAUCCUUGUCACGUGGGCAAAGAAAAACCACCUUGUGAUGGGGAAACAGGGAGUGGAGGGAUAAAGGAUGAAGAGAUUAACAUGAUGAGAUCAGUGAUGAGCAAGCUCUUUGAGAAUGAUAAUUGUUCGAAGGGUGCAUUUAGUGAUGCUGGACUGGCUAAGGAAGGGGACAAUUCUUUCAACUCAGUGGAUGGUGGGUUAGGUAAUGAGACUGAGGAAGAUCAUGUGAGUGAUGAAGAUAACCUCAUAUUAAACAUGGUGGCUGGGGGAGACGACAGAUUGACUUUGUUCGGGAGCCAUAGAAAGGAAAAAAAAACUGCAACUCAGGAGUUAAGAUUUAAUGGUCCAGAACCUUCUGAAGGUACACCAGCUUCAAAAAUGCAUGACAGUAAGAAAAGGAAGAUUAUAACCUUUAAUAAGAAGGAAAAACUACAUAAGAAGCAAAAACUACAUCUCAGUGAAGAGAGUGAUGAAAUUGAAAUUGUGUCUGCUAUCUCCAAAACCAAGGGGACUCCGCGAACCCAUCCAAACGAGUCAGCGACUGACCUACAAGGUCAAAGCAUGAAAUCAGGAUUAGGUUCCCAGCAGUCAACUAGCAAUCUUUCAUGGUCACAGAAAUCUAAAUGGAGAGAUCUGGUUGGUGACAGGGGCAGCACUACAUUCCACAUGUCACAAAUACUACCAAGUGUUGCUAUUAAAGACGAAUUACCAAGAUCUCAUGGUCUGAAUGUGCCCUACCAUACUGAAGAGAAAAAACAGGAACAUGUAAAGCAUGGGAUUUUGGAAAGCCAACCAGGCCAAUCAAAAGAGCCGAAAGACCUUGCUGAAGCUCCCGCUGCUCAGUCAAAGGUGGCUGCAGGUAAAUCUGCCAGAGGUGCUUCAUGGCUAAAAGAAUCCACAUGGACACAACUGGUUGGUGAUGCAAACAGAUGUUCAUUCAGCAUAACCCAGAUUUUGCCCGACUUAAGUUUACGAAACAAAGAGCCAGUACAGUCCAACAGCAUGGAUGCUGCAAAUUCGAUGGAUGGUGAACAUUGCAAUUUAAUCAAGUCAAGUGGAGAUGAACCCAUAGGAAAUUCUUCUAAGGCUUUAGGAGUAUACGCAGAACAUCUUACAGUUCCGUGUGGUUCCAAUGAAGAGCAGAGCCCUACUGGUGUUUAUGUUGAGCAGACUAAUCAUGAAAAGAAAUCUGAGACUGUCACAAAGAAAGUUGAGGUUUCUGGUCCAACUUUUGUGAAUAACCCCAUUUCAGUGCCAAAGCAUUCAUCAACGGCAAACUUUAAAAUUGGGGAAACUUGCUCUUUCAUGAGGAGCGCUGCUUCCAUGAGAGAAUGGAUGACCGCUAAAGCCGCUCUAAGUGGUUCGCUGAAGAAAAAGGACAAUCAGAAAUAGGUGCCUUGAGCUAUAGGACUGUUUUCCAAGUGAUGUUUGGAGCUAGGUGAACAGAGACUUAUGAAGUGACUCCUAAAGAAGUUGGGUUUAAAGCUUGAGUUGAGUCGAGGAGAUAUUUGAACCAAAUUUGGGUAAGAUGCCUCUGGUUUCAAACUGUUAGAUAGUGACAGGAGUACAUGGAAAAUUGUAUGUUCCUGUUCAAGUUUGUGCCCCACUUGCCAGUUGAGUUAUAAUUUCACAGGUCUAUUAAUCAAUAAUGUCGGUGCACUUGGCAUUGUAAUUCAAAACUAUUAAGAAUGCAACUACCAGCAUCUGGCUCAUAUUCUUGUACUAUCAUUUUGAGGGAUGGUUGUAAAUCCUAUUUUGUUUUGGCCCAUCUAUUUUUUCCAUGGUUGGUUGUCUUGUAAAGCACAAAAGUAACGGCGACUGAGAUCUUAGUAAGUCAUCAUUGCUGUACCUUAUUUUUGGCGAUUGAGCCAUCUGUUAGGUAUGGCUAAAAGGACUUAAAUGUUAAACAAAGUUGUGUUGCAAGUCAUAUUAUUGAGCCUCAAACUGCACUGUUUGUUGUCUUGUGACCGUUAAUUCAAGUGGUAAGUCUCUUCUUUUUGAAAAAUGAAUGGAUUAGUAAAAGCACAGUAUGAAUGAAUUUCAUUCCUUAAUUAUACAUGGUAUACGCAAAACCUUCACCUAGAAAUGGAAAAAGAUCAAGCGAAAGAAAUAAUGUGCAAAUGUUUUCCAGCACAUU